AUGGGCAAGGCGGCGCACGCAAAUUUCCCAUACGGCUCGGCCGCGCCGGCUGGUGACAAGAGGCAGGCGGCUUUGAAAAAUGAGUGGUUGAAGUUCGUCGACGCCAGCGUCCCUGGCUGUAUGCUGGCCGAAACGUUCGGUGAGAGUGGAGGGGCGAUGGACAUUGAGGUUCUCACCGCCGCCAAGUUCGAAGGCGAGGCCCGUGUUGCGACGCCCACUUCUGGCGAGAGAGCAGCUCUGGAUGGCUUCACCGUCGGCUCCGAAGUUGUCAUGCUAAAGCGCCAGACUGUCCAGGUGGAUCACGGCCGCCGCAGGGCGUCCUACCCCGCGGUUUUGUCGAAGGGCAAGGUUGGCAUCCUCAAAGAGGUCAAGGGGGUUAAGUUUCUGGUCGAAUUCCAAGUGGCGUUCACGGUCGGGGACGAAACGAAGGACAAGACGGUUAUUGCGCAGCUGGACAAGCAGAAGGUCGCCACCCCGAAGGGCCACGAGUACGCUGCGAAGUUCGACGGGACCGAGGUGAAGCUCGCGCUGUGGCCGCCGAUCCCGCCCCAGAACGAGAAGGACACGUCUGUGGACCUUUGCUACUUGAAAGGCAAGGUCGCGCUGACCCAGUUUCUCAUGGACAACGAGUUUGGGCGGCCAAGCUACACGGGCAAGGACUUCACCGUCCUGAUUCGCGACGGCAACUACGAGGUGUGGACGGCCAAGCAGUUUCCAGCCUGGACGAUAUCUCUCAUUCCCCAGACUACCGAGGUCAAGGACUGUUACUGGAGCAUGGGCAAGAGCAACCUGACGCAGAACACUGCGGAAGCCCACCCUGAGAACAAACAUUUGGUCCUGGAUGGUCGCUUGAGGUCCACAGUCGUCGAGAACCGUGCCCCAUCCCUUUUCUUCAUGGUAACCAGGACUGGCGUGAGCGACAAUGCGAACAUGAAGUGCGUGUUCUCCCAGAUUUCGGGAGACCUCAAAGUGGACAUCGGGUGCCAGCACCCCCAGAAGCGCAGCGCUGACGUGGCGUUCGGCGUCGGUGAGUGGCCACAGAUCCCCACGAUGACGAAUCCGAAGAUGAUCCAGAAACACACGCGCCUGGCGGUGUGCGACGAUACCGAACUGGCCAAGAUCAACCAGAAAAUGAAGGACGAGAAGCUGAAGCUGCUCGCGGCCAGCAAGGCUCUCAAGGGGCCAUCCGCCACGGGCAGCGCGUGA
This is a messenger RNA of Prorocentrum cordatum, 1206 nucleotides long. NCBI's taxonomy places the organism in Eukaryota, Dinophyceae, Prorocentrales, Prorocentraceae. The record is from the annotation of a GenBank genome assembly.